This is a messenger RNA of Staurois parvus, 372 nucleotides long. Lineage: Eukaryota; Metazoa; Chordata; Amphibia; Anura; Ranidae. The record is from the annotation of a GenBank genome assembly.
GGGAGAGCGGAUAUAGUGAAUGCGGGGUCCAGGGAGACCGGAUAUAGUGAAUGCAGGGAGAGCGGAUAUAGUGAAUGCAGGGUUCAGGGAGACCGGAUAUAGUGAAUGCAGGGUCCGGGGAGACCGGAUAUAGUGAAUGCGGGGUCCGGGGAGAGCGGAUAUAGUGAAUGCGGGGUCCGGGGAGAGCGGAUAUAGUGAAUGCGGGGUCCGGGGAGAGCGGAUAUAGUGAAUGCGGGGUCCGGGGAGAGCGGAUAUAGUGAAUGCGGGGUCCGGGAGAGAGCGGAUAUAGUGAAUGCGGGGUCCGGGGAGAGCGGAUAUAGUGAAUGCAGAGUCUGGGGAGAGCGGAUAUAGUGAAUACGGGGUCCGGGGAGA